UCCGGGGCACUCAGAUCGACCGGUGACGUUUUUCCCAGCCGCAGUAAGACGGACUGGGCGAGAAUGGCUGCCGGUGGAGACGUUGGAAAGCUGUUACAAGUACAAAAUGGGACUCCUGCAAACACAAGCUAUAACGGGGUAGACGCCCUGCACGCCUGCACCAUUCUCCAGCAGCUUAAAGCCCUGUACGACGAAGCGCAGCUGACCGACAUCGUCGUGGAGAUGGACAAUGGCGAGACCUUUGCCUGUCACAGAAAUGUGCUUGCUGCCAUCAGUCCUUACUUCAGAUCAAUGUUCACCAGCGGCCUUACGGAGAGCAGCCAGCGCGAGGUGCGCAUCGUGGGCGUGGAGUCGGAGUCCAUGGGCCUGGUGCUGGACUACGCCUACACGUCACGCGUUGCCCUGUCCGAACACAACGUGCAAGCUCUGUUUACGGCAGCGAGUCUCUUCCAGAUCCCAGCGCUGCAAGACCAGUGCGCUCACUUCAUGAUCAGCCGGCUGGAGCCACAGAACUGCAUCGGCGUGUUCAUGUUUGCUGAUGCAUAUGGACACCGGGAGCUACGUGAACGAGCCCAGGACUACGUGCGCAGGAAAUUUCUGUGCGCUGUGGACGAACCUGAGUUCCUGCAGCUGACCAAGGAGCAGCUGGUGGGAAUUCUAGAUAGUGACGAUCUCAACGUGGAAAAGGAAGAGCAUGUGUACGAGGGCAUCGUGCGCUGGCUGGAGCACGACCCUGUGCGUCGGCAGCCCUUCCUCGCCGACGUCUUUGCCAAGUGUAUCCGGCUGCCAUUGUUAGAUGAGGCCUUUGUGAGCCGCAUCCCAGCCCCCUUUGCCCUGGCGCUGCCCACGGAGCCUACGGAAAAGAGUCGAGCUAACGGUGCCAACGGCUGCCCACAGCGUCUAGGCAUGACGGCGUCCGAGAUGGUGAUCUGUUUUGACGCAGCGCACAAGCACUCAGCCAAAAAGCAGACAGUACCGUGUCUGGACACAGCCACGGGAAAGGUGUUCAAGCUGUGCAAACCGCCCAACGACCUACGUGAGGUCGGCAUCCUUGUCACGCCAGAGAAUGACAUCUUCAUCGCCGGAGGUUAUCGGCCCGGAAGCAGCGAGACAUGCAUAGAUCAUCGUGCCGAAAGUGACGUCUGGCAAUACGAGCACGCCGGUAACCGGUGGCUGGCACGUGCCCCCAUGCUGAGAGCGAGGAUUGGAUGCCGUCUGGUACACUGCUGCGGCAAGGUGUACGCCCUCGGGGGGCGCGUUUACGAGGGUGACGGGCGCAAUGCUCUUAAAUCAGUCGAAUGCUACGAUGCCAGGGAUGAUCGCUGGAUUGCUGUUAGUCCGAUGCCCGUUGCCAUGGAGUUCCACAGUGCUGUGGAGUAUAAGGAUCGUAUCUAUGUGCUCCAAGGCGAAUACUUCUUCUUCUUUGACCCCCGUAAGGAUUACUGGGGCCACUUAGCUCCCAUGAACAUCCCCCGCAGCCAGGGACUGGCGGCGCUACACGAGAACCGCAUCUACUACAUUGGCGGCGUGUGCCGCAACCACCAACGCACCUUCACCGUGGAGGUGUUUGACCUCGAGCAGAACAGCUGGAGCCAGCGACAGGACUUGCCCUUCGAGCAGGCUGCCAGCCCCUACAUCAAAGCAAUGAUGUUAGGAGGACACCUGCACCUGUUUGUGCGUGCCACCCAGGUCACGGUGGAGGAGCACGUGUUCCGCACUAGCCGCAAGAACUCUCUAUACCAGUACGAUGAAGAGGACGACAGCUGGAGCAAAGUCUAUGAGACACCAGAGCGCCUCUGGGAUCUUGGCCGCCAUUUUGAGUGCGUCGUAGCCAAGCUGUACCCUCAGUGUCUCCAGAAAGUGCUUUGAUUGCCGGAGAAAGUGGGAAGCAGGGAUAUUUUGUUGUUGUUUUUUUUGUUUGUUUGUUUCAGGAAAAGGGGGAGUCAGUAGUUCUGUUCCCCACCUAUGGUGCUGUUCGAGUCCCCAGACACGGGAGGAGGAAAGUCUUAAAGUCGAACGAUAUUCGAUGACCUCAGAGGAGUUAUUGUGAAGACGGCAGUAUUUUUAAUCUAUAAGAGACAAGAACAAAGUGUCCUCGCUGUUGCUUGUUUUACAGUUAAAACAAACAAAUUCUAAGUGCAAUUAUCACAUUGUUUGUGUCUUGAGCCAUUUUUUUCUUUUAUCUUUAAGGCUUAGGUGAGGGAUUCUUUUUUUUUUUUCUUUUUUUUUUUUGUGGUUUGUUGGUGUGCAGUGGAACACAGUAAUAGAUGAUGUCCUUUUUGGAAAGGACCAGCAGCGUGUGUCAAAAAUGACAAUAAAGUAAUAAAAAUAUAUAAAUAGCUAUAUAUAUUCAUACGGGUCUGGUGGGAUCAGGUGCCCAUCGUUAGGUAGCUAGAAUACUGAAUAAUGAGUCAUCUUUUUUUUUUUUUUCCUUAAAGAUCCUUUAAACCAACUAUGGAGAAAUUCUAUCUUGAUUUUUUUCUCUUUGAUUAUUAAGUCAUUUUGUAAUCAUUAAUAUAGAUUAGUCUAAUUGUGAGUGGCUGAUUAUUUUAUUUUCUUUUUAAAUAACUUUUUUUUGUUGUAGUUUGCCUUUUACCAUGUCAACAACCCAAAAUGCUUUAUUGAUAUUUGUUGCUUUUCAAUUUGGGCUCCAACCUUUUUCCCCCCUCCUCCUCAUCCAUCUCAGCUGC
Messenger RNA from Pangasianodon hypophthalmus (striped catfish), 2690 nucleotides. It is a transcript of the gene kbtbd8, whose product is annotated as kelch repeat and BTB (POZ) domain containing 8. The transcript has 4 exons. Bases 64 to 1869 code for a protein of 601 amino acids. Gene Ontology annotation, molecular function: protein binding. NCBI's taxonomy places the organism in Eukaryota, Metazoa, Chordata, Actinopteri, Siluriformes, Pangasiidae. The record is from RefSeq and is a predicted model, not a curated record.